UGAUCCACUGCCUCCAGCGUGAGCUUGCAUUGCUUUACGCGACACAAGGCACCAGAAUAAAUAUCGACAGACAAUAGGCUAGCGCACCUGAUGCGCCUCAAACCACUGCCUUCAUGACAGAAUCAUACGAUCCAGAUGAAAUCCCCGGUUCCCCCGGGCUGAAGGCCACCCAGGUUGAUUACUCACUCAAGGAUUCGCCUCCACCCUUUGGGGAACCGCCGCCUGAGGGAGACGUUGCUAAACCUCCUGUGGACGACGUGGCACCGUUUUCGGGCAGUUCCCGUAAGCGCCUGCCGGAAUCUCCCAAGCCCAGAACAAUCGAGGGCAACUCGGUGCUGAUCAGACAUCUAGAGCCGAAUCGACCUGAUAUAGCCAAUUUCGAAUAUCAACAUGGCUUUACUCAGGAGCCGGUAAAUGAUGAAUCUUUUGAAAAGCCUAUUAAAUUAAGGUCUAAACUGGACAAUGCUUUGCUGCCAGAGCCAUGCAAACCCACGGAGACAGACAGUUUGAAAGCUGCAGCCACAGCCAAACAAGCGCUCGACCUGGUAUCUUUAGAUAUCAAGGAAGACCCUAGGGAGAAUGCCCAGUUCGGAUUGACGCCAAAAGAACCCAUUCAUACCCCGGAGCAGUCGUCUCCUAAGCAGGAGCAACAGCACACGCCUCCCAAUAUUAUCUCAUCACUACUAUCGGAUCCUCCGCCACGACAGGAAAGGAAGCUGUCUGAUCCCGACUCCCGCUUGAGUAAACUACUUCUCGUCAACCCUUCGACAUCUCCAGGUCAGGUCCUACCAGCGCUUCACUCUUCAUCAACCGGGAAUUCUGUUGAUCAUAGCCUCCCUUCCCUCCAAACUGCAUUAGCGGCAGUCACGGAUGUACCGCCAAAUCCCGCCGUGCGCAUCAAUGGCUCAUCUUCGUAUACCCUGCCUCCAGUACAAGCUUCCUCUCCAGUCUCAAGGACAGACUCUCUCUGGGACCACCAACGCAUGGGGCAGUUUGGACCUCCCCCGCAGGUUCCGCCCAGCCCAUAUUCACAUCUAUCUCCUGCGAGCUCGAAGGAAAUGUCGACCAUGCCGUCUCCUGCUUCACAAUCACCGUACUGGAGGAUCAAAGAAAUACCUUACCUGACCUCACCAUAUGAGGUGGCUUCCUCCACGGUCAAGAGUCCCGCAACAGGUUAUCCGACCCCGACGGAUCAGACACCUACAGGGUCCUGUGACCGAUCAUUCAACCCAUCUGCGCAGGUUAAUGGGCCUGUACCAGCUGGGACAUAUAAAUGUCGUCAUCCUGGGUGCACGGCACCUCCAUUCCAGACUCAAUAUCUACUAAAUUCUCAUGCGAACGUUCAUUCCCAAGACCGUCCGCAUUUUUGCCCCAUAGAAGGCUGUCCUCGUGGACCAGGGGGCAAGGGCUUUAAAAGGAAGAACGAGAUGAUUCGUCAUGGUCUCGUCCACAAUUCUCCCGGUUAUGUCUGCCCUUUUUGUCCAGACCAACAGCAUAAGUACCCUCGACCGGACAAUCUUCAACGGUAAGGUCUUUAUCUACCAAGAGUCAAUGUAAUCGCGCAACUCACGCAAUCUAAACAGACAUGUCCGAGUCCAUCAUGUCGAUAAGAAUAAGGAUGAUCCGGCUCUCAGGCAGGUCCUGGCCCAGAGACCGGAAGGUAGCAACCGCGGUCGGCGCCGCCGCACCAACGCUCAAUGAGCGACCUCCUCACGAUGGUCGUGAGGAACCCUUUCCCAUAAGUGCAGAUUAAUUGUUCAGAUGAUAUUGCAUUAGCGACAGCGCC
This is a messenger RNA of Aspergillus uvarum CBS 121591, 1786 nucleotides long. RefSeq lists its product as uncharacterized. The transcript has 2 exons. Gene Ontology annotation, biological process: regulation of transcription by RNA polymerase II. Gene Ontology annotation, cellular component: nucleus. The record is from RefSeq and is a predicted model, not a curated record. Bases 114 to 1529 code for a protein of 471 amino acids. Lineage: Eukaryota; Fungi; Ascomycota; Eurotiomycetes; Eurotiales; Aspergillaceae.